This is a messenger RNA of Prosopis cineraria, 1245 nucleotides long. RefSeq names its product protein DUF642 L-GALACTONO-1,4-LACTONE-RESPONSIVE GENE 2-like. The coding region runs from base 82 to 1200 and encodes 372 amino acids. Gene Ontology annotation, cellular component: plant-type cell wall. The record is from RefSeq and is a predicted model, not a curated record. Lineage: Eukaryota; Viridiplantae; Streptophyta; Magnoliopsida; Fabales; Fabaceae. The transcript is spliced from 3 exons.
CUCGGCCAGCACCUGCCCUGCGCCAAGCAACGUGCUUCUUUUUACCAUCUAAUAAGCCAUUCCUCCCAGUGUCCCCCGAACAUGGCAUGCCUUAUCUCUCUGUCUCUUCUCUUGUUAUAUUCCUCCUUCCAUGUCUCCUCCUCCUUCUCCGACGGACUGUUGGCAAAUGGGAAUUUUGAGCAGGGUCCCAAGCCAUCAGACAUGAACGGCACGGUGGUAAUUGGCGGCAGCCGGGCCAUACCGGAGUGGGAAAUAUCAGGCUUCGUGGAGUACAUAGAAUCAGGACACAGGCAGGGUGAUAUGUUGCUGGUGGUCCCGGAAGGAGCCUAUGCAGUGAGGCUUGGCAACGAGGCGUCCAUUGGGCAAAGCAUAAAGGUAGUAAAGGGCAUGUACUAUUCCAUCUCCUUCGUGGCUGCACGUACAUGUGCUCAAGAGGAGCAAUUGAACGUGUCUGUUUCGCCUCACUCUGGUGUGCUUCCAAUGCAAACUCUGUACAGCAGCAAUGGUUGGGAUGCCUAUGCUUGGGCCUUCAAGGCCCAAUACCAAGAGGCCCAGAUACUGAUCCACAACCCAGGAGUGGAGGAGGACCCAGCCUGUGGCCCACUCAUUGAUUCUGUUGCUGUCAAAGCCUUAUACCCUCCAAGACCUACUAACAAUGUUAAAUAUUCUGCAGGGAACAUACUGAAGAAUGGUGGGUUUGAAGAAGGACCGUACGUGUUCCCCAACACAUCUUGGGGUGUGCUUAUCCCACCCAACAUUGAAGACGGCCACUCGCCGUUGCCGGGAUGGACGGUAGAGUCUCUGAAGGCCGUGAAAUACGUAGACUCGGAUCAUUUCUCAGUUCCUCAAGGAAGAAGAGCCGUGGAGCUCGUGGCCGGCAAAGAGAGUGCCAUAGCCCAAGUGGCCAGAACCGUCCCUGGCAAAACCUACGUGCUCUCAUUCGCAGUGGGAGACGCUAACAACGCAUGCGAAGGAUCUCUGAUUGUUGAAGCUUUUGCAGGCAAAGACACGAUGAAAGUGCCGUACGAGUCCAAAGGAAAGGGAGGGUUUAAACGCGCGGUUCUCAAGUUUGUGGCUGUUAGUCCCAGAACUCGCAUCAUGUUCCUCAGCACAUUCUACACUAUGAGAAGCAAUGACUACUCUUCCUUGUGUGGGCCAGUCAUUGAUGACGUUAAGCUCUUGAGUGUUCGUAAACUAUAACAAAUGGAUCUAGCUAAUUUAUCACAAUUGUUAUUACGAGCCUUA